Messenger RNA from Musa acuminata AAA Group (dessert banana), 942 nucleotides. RefSeq names its product ras-related protein RABA5c-like. The record is from RefSeq and is a predicted model, not a curated record. The coding region runs from base 154 to 801 and encodes 215 amino acids. NCBI's taxonomy places the organism in Eukaryota, Viridiplantae, Streptophyta, Magnoliopsida, Zingiberales, Musaceae. The transcript has 2 exons. Gene Ontology annotation, biological process: vesicle-mediated transport. Gene Ontology annotation, molecular function: GTPase activity; GTP binding.
UUUAUCCUUCCUUGUCUGCCUGCCACCCUCCCACCUCUUAUUAGACAAAAAGAAGACAACAUCGACCUCCAUCAUCUUUCUUUCUUUGUCCCAUUCACGCAUUCGUUGGUGGUAUAGGAAAGAAGAGUGUGAGCCACAGCCAAGGGAGGAGAGAUGGAGGAGGAGGUGGUGGAGGAGGAGUACUUGUUCAAGGUGGUGAUCAUAGGGGACUCGGCGGUGGGGAAGUCGAACCUGCUGUCGAGGUACGCGCGGAACGAGUUCAACCUGCACUCCAAGGCCACCAUCGGGGUGGAGUUCCAGACGCAGAGCGUGGACGUGGACGGCAAGGAGGUGAAGGCCCAGAUCUGGGACACCGCCGGCCAGGAGCGCUUCCGCGCCGUCACCUCCGCCUACUACCGCGGCGCCCUCGGCGCCCUCCUCGUCUACGAUAUCUCCCGCUGCUCCACCUUCGACAGCAUCGCCCGCUGGCUCGACGAGCUCAACACACACUCGGAUACAACUGUUGCAAGGAUGCUGGUCGGCAACAAAUGUGAUUUGGAGACUCUGAGGGAGGUCUCUGUCGAGGAGGGUAAAGCGCUCGCCGAAGCAGAAGGGCUUUUCUUUAUCGAAACCUCAGCACUGGAUUCGACAAACGUAAAGACAGCCUUUGAGAUUGUUAUUAAAGAGAUAUACAAUAAUAUCAGCAGGAAGAUCCUCAAUUCUGAUUCAUAUAAAGCAGAACUGUCGGUGAACAGGGUUAGUCUUUCAAGCAAUGGAAAUGAUGAACAGAAGCAAGGAGUAAGCAAGUUCUCUUGCUGUUAGUCUCAUUUUGUAUAUCAAUAUGAUUGCUCAUUGUUCAGGACUUCCUCAUGGUUGUUAAAAGAGAUUGCAGAAUCCAAAUUGGUGUUCCCCUUCCCCAACUCAGUACUUCUUGUUCUUCUUAUCAAAUUGCAUCUUGUGAUA